This is a messenger RNA of Blepharisma stoltei, 1062 nucleotides long. The record is from the annotation of a GenBank genome assembly. Lineage: Eukaryota; Ciliophora; Heterotrichea; Heterotrichida; Blepharismidae.
AUGUCGCCAAGCUUAGCUUUGAUAUGCAUGGCAUUAGUUAUUGGGUGCUCAGCCGAAACCCUCAUUUUCCAAGACGACUUCAAAACCCUUGACUUCAGGGUGUGGAGGCACGAAAUCACCAUGUCAGGUGGUGGUAACUGGGAAUUCGAGUGGUAUGUCAACAACCGUUCCAACAGUUAUGUAAAGAACUCCACUCUCUACAUCAUGCCAACUAUGACUGAAGACGCCAUUGGGAUGACCACAUUGCAGUCUGGAGACGUUAAUAUCUGGGGAGGCAGUCCUGCUGAUGCUUGCACAGGUAACCAGUUCUACGGAUGUGAAAGAAACGCUGCUGCGUCUGGAAAUGUUAUUAAUCCAGUAAGGUCAGCAAGGCUGAGAACAGCUGACACUUUUAAGUUCAAAUACGGAAGAGUUGAAGUCAGAGCAAAAUUGCCUAGAGGGGAUUGGCUUUGGCCUGCCAUUUGGAUGCUUCCAAAUUACAACUCUUAUGGAGGAUGGCCAGCAUCUGGAGAAAUCGAUAUCAUGGAGUCUCGUGGAAACGCACCAUCUUAUCCUGCAGGUGGGAAUAAUCAAUUUGCUUCUACUCUUCACUGGGGGCCUGAUUGGGCUAAUAAUAAGUAUCCAUUAACCCACAAGGAAUAUAAUAACCCUACAUCUCUUGCAGAUGAUUUCCAUGUCUAUGGACUUUACUGGUCUAAGGACAGACUUUAUACUUAUUUUGAUACUCCAAGUAAUAUUGUUUUGGAUGUCGAUAUGACCAAGAUUAGCUUCUGGCAAAGAGGAAACUUCCCAACUAAUUUCAAUAACCCUUGGGCUGGUGCAGGGCUUAAUGCUCCUUUUGAUCAGGAAUUCUACUUCACUCUUAACGUGGCUUGUGGAGGAACUUCAGGAUACUUCCCUGAUGGCGUUGGAGGCAAGCCAUGGUCUGAUACCGAUCAGCACUCUGUAGACUCUUUCUGGAACAACCGUGGUGCUUGGCAGCCAACCUGGAGUGGUGAAGAUGCCGCACUCAAAAUCGAUUACAUCAAGGUCUGGAGUCUUGAUAAUGCUGCUGAAGAAUAA